AUGACUGAUGUAGAAUUGUCUUUUCAACACAACUGUUUAGAAGUAGAUGACGAAAUUGCCUUAUUGAGAAAACAUUCUCAGGUAUUACAGGGUCUCUUACGGACUCAGAUGAAUUUCAAGGAAAAGUAUCAAAAACUCGACAAAACCUUUAAUUCUGCUGAUACUGGUUCUUCCAAUACUUCUGACAGUGUAAAUGUAAAACGCAGCGUCAAUGAUAUAGCGCUAACAAUAAGUUCACUAUCAUUAACGUUAAAAGCGGCUUUGUGCUCACAACAACGAGAAAAUCAAGGAAUAUCUGAAGAUAUAUUUGAAAGAAAUGUAGAACAAGAUGUUAAAGAAGUAAUAUGGCCUCCAAAGUCCUGUGCGUGUAAGAGAGAACUGUGUAUUAAAUGCACCGACGCUUGCAAACGAAUAUGCUGGCACCAACAUAGUCUCUCUAGGUGGAAUUGUGAAUCAAUAAACGUUUCUGAUUCAGUCUCAUUAAAUGCCUUGUGUGAUGGUAAGAUAGAUUGUUUUGAUGAGAGUGAUGAAGCUGGCUGUGAUGUUGGUACCGGUUUUGGAAAAUUUGAAGCACACGAGAUAUAUGGCACCACAAUAAAAAUGUUGCAAUCAAAAGCUUCUAAAAAUAUUUCGCCAAUAAAAAUCAAAAUAAUGUCUCUUAUCGAUGUGAUAACAAAAUUACAGGAAAUUACAACAAAAUCUGGGAACGAUCUCUCUCUCAUAAAGAAACUCAGAAACAAAUGUUUUUCUCUACUAAGUUCGCUGUAUUUAGCUAUGGUUAAACAGUCACGUUUUGUCAAUGAAUCGGAGGAAGCUUACUUAUUUUUGAUGUCCAUUAAUAAAAAUCUGGUGGUUGCUUUGAAGCGAUCUGCUACUGGAAAUAUUAAAAUUAUAAACGAAAAAUGCUAUUGUCGUAACGGCUCUUGUGUUGUUUCCUUGUGUCCUAGGAGCUGCGUGAAGUCUUGUUCCGCUGAGUCCAAAAUAAUAAAUUUCAGAUGUGAAAUCGACAAUGUUUCUAUUCCACUUGAUAAUGUUUGCGAUGGAAGACCAAAUUGUCCCAAUGGAUACGAUGAAUUUGGAUGUCACAAAGGUAAUAUCAAUUAUAAAAGUAGCAGAAAAUUCUGGAAGACCGAAACCAAAGAUUAUAAGGAAAAUAGUGAAGGAGAUAUUAAAAGAUUUAGUUAUAACGUAUGGUUCAGUCGAAGAUUACAGAAGAAGCAACAUGGAUUAUGCGUUAGAAGAUUUUAUAAACAUCGCCCAGCAGAUAGAUAUCACGGUUGGGGGAUGCCGCCCCCUCAGGGCUACCCUCAGGGUCCGCCCGGAUCCGGGGCCAAUCCAAAUCCACCCCACAUGUAUCCAUACGGUCCCGGCGUUGUUUUUUACCCGGUCCAUCCCGCGUACUUUUACCCCCAAUAUCCCGCUCCCGCCCCCCCUCCCGACACAGUACACGUUGUCGACGACCCAGUGGAGGUGGUCCCAGAAAUGCCCGGUGAAACUGUCGAGUUACCCUGGAGUACAUACCGUUGGGUCCCGGCUUGCUUGAGCCAAAGAAGCAUUCCGAUGGGUGCUCUCAGAGUGGGCACAGAUGCUGAUGGUGAUGAAAUAUAUGCUGGAAGAGCAAAUCACGAAGGAGACCUAUUGCCAGCUAAAGUUAUACCCUCAAAGAAUACUUGCUACGUAUCUUACGGUGGCGAAGAAAUCCUAAAAGACCAAUUUGAGGUUCUGGUCCCUGCUAUGUUCUCGUGGCAGUUCUCCUCAGGAGGUAACGUUCCUCCUGGUGCCGUCGAGGCUGGCGUCACUGCUGAUGGAGAGAAGCUGUACUUCGGAAGAGUCACCCAAGAUGGCUGCACUACACCUGGAAAGAUCCAACAAUCCCACGGAGUCUGCUACUAUCCUUUCGACGGAGAAGAGAGGAAUUCAGCGGACUAUGAAGUUCUUGUUCUUUUCUAG
Danaus chrysippus (African queen) is the source of this 1950-nucleotide messenger RNA. The record is from the annotation of a GenBank genome assembly. Lineage: Eukaryota; Metazoa; Arthropoda; Insecta; Lepidoptera; Nymphalidae.